Molecule: messenger RNA, 726 nt
Organism: Phytomonas sp. Hart1
Lineage: Eukaryota; Euglenozoa; Kinetoplastea; Trypanosomatida; Trypanosomatidae
Source: the annotation of a GenBank genome assembly
AUGUUUCGUUCCACAUUUACGCGGUUGCCACCCAAGUUUAACUAUGCUCCCCUCAUACCGAAAGUAAGCCAUGCAAAUACCAAAUACCGUCUCCUGAGUAAAGACCAUGUAUCAGUUGUGAAACCUGGCAACGGACUUCCUGACAUCCUUAAAGUAGAACCACAGGCUCUCAGCUUGCUGACUUCCGCGGCAUUUGAUGACAUCGAGCACCUACUACGGCCCUCACACUUAGCGUGUUUGCGCCGAAUCUUCGAUGACCCCGAGGCGAGCGACAACGAUCGCUUCGUCGCUUUGCAAUUUCUCAAGAACGCGUGCAUUUCGGCCGGGCGUAUUCUACCCGGAUGCCAGGAUACGGGUACCGCCAUCAUCGCGGGGUACCGCGGCGAGCAGGUCUACGUCACGGGCAAUGACGAGGAGGCCAUUAGCCGCGGUGUAUUCGAUAUAUUUCAACAGCGUAAUUUACGCUUUAGUCAAAUCGUCCCGGUUGGGAUGUUUGACGAAAAGAAUACAGGCACCAACCUUCCCGCGCAGAUCGAUUUAUAUGCUACGAAAGGCAUGGAAUACACCUUUUUUUUGUCGCCAAGGGGGGUGGCUCUGCCAACAAGAGCUUUCUUCUUCAGGAGACCAAGUCCGUGCUCAACCCCAAAUGUAUGCGCCUAUUUCUACAGGAAAAGCUCGCCCUGUUCGGGACGUCAGCCUGCCCCCCUUAUCAUGUCUCCGUUGUGA